GAUAUUACGUUCAAUCUGUCACUUGUGAAGUCUAAUAUUCCAUUCAAAAUUGGAAGAUGUGGCAACCUUGCCAACUAACCUCACAUUCUGAGCCUCAUCUUUGAAUGGUCAAUGCUAUGUAAACGGAAAAUUAUUGAUGUUUUAAACUUAUAUUUGUGUGUUCCUAAUUGGGUCGGUAAUUACGGGAAGGGUCCGAAGGUACACGUAUUUUCGUUUCCAUUGAACGAAAACUGUCGUAAAAGAUGGCUCAAUGCAAUCCCUCGUAGUGAUUUAGUGGUUACAAAAUACACCCGAGUAUGUAAUUUGCACUUUGCUGAGGACAGCAUCAUUGGGGAAUCCACCUUUCAGGACGAAAAGACAGGACAUAUCAAGCAGAAGAAGCCGAAAUGAGAAAUUGAGGGACAAGGAACAAGAACAACUACUUAAAGCACUGCAAACUAGCAUUGAUGAUCAUUCCUCCUAGCAAAAUUCAACUUGUUUUCAAAAUUAUUCAGACUUUCUCACAGUUUUCAGUUCAUGGCAAUGUCCAUAUGGGUGGCAUAAAAUUGUUCAGGAUAAAGUUACUUUGUUUGAGUUAGAAUAUAAACCAGCAUCCAUCAUAAUUCACUCUGUAAUUGUUGAUAAAGAU
Messenger RNA from Acanthoscelides obtectus, 628 nucleotides. NCBI's taxonomy places the organism in Eukaryota, Metazoa, Arthropoda, Insecta, Coleoptera, Chrysomelidae. The record is from the annotation of a GenBank genome assembly.